This is a messenger RNA of Colletotrichum acutatum, 907 nucleotides long. RefSeq names its product S-adenosyl-L-methionine-dependent methyltransferase. The coding region runs from base 204 to 890 and encodes 228 amino acids. The record is from RefSeq and is a predicted model, not a curated record. Lineage: Eukaryota; Fungi; Ascomycota; Sordariomycetes; Glomerellales; Glomerellaceae. The transcript has 2 exons.
CAUCUUCUCGCCCACUCAUCUGGUGUCUUGUCUCACCUUACCCAGGCCUCACUUACACUACUAGUCUCUCUCACUCUCACUGACGCUGUCACUCUCUUUCAAACGCCCGCCAUCUUACCUCAUUCCGACACCUUGUAUGUGUCUCCUUUGCCGCCGUCAACUCACACCAUUGAUUACUGUGAUAUAACCUCAUCAUCUUCCGGAUGUCUGUACCACUUGGCACCGCAGGUAUGGCAGAAGUCAGAGAAGCUGAGGCUCUGGCCACCCCCGAACUCUGGAAUCAGCGUUAUACCAAGUCGGAUGGCUCACAUCCGACCCACGAAUGGCUUCGCACAUUCGAAGCCCUCGAGCCGUUCUUUGAGAAGCAUCUUUUUUCCCAGCGUCGCCCUGACACCUCCCCGCGUAUCAUGCACCUCGGAUCUGGGGAUAGCACCAUCCCCGCCGACCUCUCGGCACGCGGUUAUAAGAACCAGCUCUGCCUGGACUUCUCCACUGUCGUCAUCGAUCUCAUGAGACAGCAACACGCCGAAUUAGGCGGCAUCGAGUGGAAAUGGGCCGACAUCCGCGACAUGCCUGACGCCGCGCCGACUGCCUCUGUCGACGUCGCUUUUGACAAGAGCACCCUCGACGCCAUGAUCCACGGGAGUCCGUGGUCGCCUCCAGACGACGUUCGUGAGAAUGCGGCCAAGUACCUCGGCGAGGUCCACCGCGCCCUCAAGGACGACGGGGUGUUUCUGUGCAUCACCUACAGACAGCCUCAUUUCAUGCGGCCGCUGCUGAAUGCCGACAAUCUUUGGGACAUGGACAUGGAUAUCCUUUCUGGCGGGGAGAGUGUGUUCGACUACUAUGGUUUCAUACUUAAGAGAAGAAAAAAUAGGAACGAGGCAUAGGUAGGUCUAGAGGAAAG